Messenger RNA from Trypanosoma cruzi, 585 nucleotides. Its product is annotated as exosome complex exonuclease RRP41A, putative. The transcript has a single exon. Gene Ontology annotation, biological process: poly(A)-dependent snoRNA 3'-end processing; rRNA catabolic process; nuclear mRNA surveillance. Gene Ontology annotation, cellular component: cytoplasmic exosome (RNase complex); nuclear exosome (RNase complex); nucleolus. The record is from RefSeq and is a predicted model, not a curated record. The annotation marks the transcript as partial. NCBI's taxonomy places the organism in Eukaryota, Euglenozoa, Kinetoplastea, Trypanosomatida, Trypanosomatidae.
AUGUCCGAGAAGAAGGAAUACAUCAGCCCUGCGGGGUUACGGCUUGAUGGCCGUCGGCCGCAGGAGUCCAGGCGAAUGACUUUAGAGUUUGGCAAGGUGCUGGGAUGCGAUGGCUGCUGUACGGUGAUGAGUGGCUUGGCUACCGUGUGCGCCUCCGUGUACGGCCCCCGCGAGGUCACGAAUAGGUUGGAAAGCAAAUACAAUGAGUGCAUUAUUACAUGUGAAGUUGCCAUUGCCGCCUUUGCCGGGGAAAAGAGACGUGCGCCUCAGAGAAGAUCUAAGUUGUCAGAAGAAAUGAGUGCAGCUGUGCUGGAAGUGGCCCGCUCUGUAGUUUUACUGUCGCAGUACCCAAACUCGCAGAUCCACAUCUGUGUUGAGGUAUUGCGACAAGAUGGGAGCGACAAGGCUGCCUGCAUCAAUGCAGCCUGUUUGGCUCUUGUCGACGCGUCCGUGGCUAUGCGGGACAUUGUGUACGCACAAACGGUGGGUCUGAUCAACGCCGUGGAUGUGGUUGACCUCACGACCGAAGAGAUGCGCUCCCAGUGCCCAACGAUUUGCAUCGCGGUGAAGGGGCACGAUCCCUCU